This is a messenger RNA of Tuber melanosporum (Perigord truffle), 1527 nucleotides long. RefSeq lists its product as uncharacterized. Bases 1 to 1527 code for a protein of 508 amino acids. Lineage: Eukaryota; Fungi; Ascomycota; Pezizomycetes; Pezizales; Tuberaceae. The transcript is spliced from 7 exons. The record is from RefSeq and is a predicted model, not a curated record.
AUGGUAAGAACUACUUUUGAGCCCCUAAUCGUUAUAUUUAUGAUCGGAUUAUGUUAUUCCUUGCCCUCUCUUCCCAUACAGUUCGGGAGGAAGCCCGUACAGCUCGUCGCUAGCCCUGAUAUCGACGAUGAAUCUCAAGAGGUUUGGCAAAUUUCGCAGACUGGGGAGGUCUUUGUCGACUAUCAGAGUUAUUUGGAUAGGUAUUUAAUCUUAAUAAAGAAGCAAUUCAGUUGCGAGAUUACAGGUCACAUGAAUCUCAGCUUCUUUGAGGCAUUGAUAAGUGAAACCAAUAGUUCGCAAGAUGUCGAUCAGACAUUCCCCGAGGCCCUUAAAGACCCUGUUCUCAGGAAAGUACAAUUCUCGACGGUGUCGAGAAUUGAUACGUUAGGUAAGAUGUCAUUCAAGAGCGACUUUUACCCUGGCGAACAUGUUACAGCGAUACUACCCAAUGGUGAUCGGGUGGAGGCAUUGGUACGCGAAAAGACAAUGUUUCCUGAGCUGCGAUAUGCUAGUGGUGAUAUUCAGCGAAAAGGAUUCUCCCGUUACACCGUCAAACUUAUCAAUAGAAAUGAUGAGGAGGCACAAGUCGACAAUGAGCAUCUCGUACGGGACAAGAAGUCCUUCACGAAGGCUAUGUUACGCUCCUUUAUUAAGAAUACUGUGUCGAGAGAGCCAUGGAAUGGGGCGCCUUGGCUGGUGAAGGAGGAGUUCGCAAACAGAUAUAAGAUCCCGCAAACAGUUCCUCAUCACUUGCAGAGGGCUUCUACUGCGGCGGAGAGAAAGGCAAAGGCUUUGGCACAAAAGAGGGAGCAGGGAUUAGCUGUUGCUUCCGUGGCCAACAGUAGCUCUGCUCCUUCAACCCCAGUUGAAAUCAAACCGGCACCGAAGUCCCAUAAGAGCAAGAGCCACCAAGCCGCCAUGAAAGUUACCAAACUAAUGCAACUUGAUCGUGAACCAGGAGCCACAUCGAAUAGUGCCCGAGCCUCCCCUUGGAGCAGCCCGACUGGAACCCCGGAGGCCGGAAUGGCAAAAGUUAAUCUCAAGGCCGUGGCCAAGGAAGAUACACCCCCGCCUCUGCCACCUCCGCCUAAGCCCAUCAAAUAUCCGAUUGAGGAUUUGGAUCUCCCAUAUCAGGGAGGCCCUCGCAGGCCCAAGCUCCACUUUCUCUCGCAACUUCCCAUAUCUGUAAAAACCGAGCCUCCUGCUGUUGAUACAAUUCGGAGAGCUUCUAGGUCAUUGACAAGGUCAUCUUUGGUUUCCUCGGCUUCACCCGUGCCCAUGAACAACGGCAUCGACGAGGAACAAGUUAGUUUCUUUCUCAGCACCUGGGUUUUUCUUAAUAUCUACUGUGAGCCCUUGCUCUUGGAUUCCUUCACUUUUGACGAUUACCUUCAGGCGUUGCAAUUCAGUAGCGAUGAGAUUGACUGCGACUUAUUUGUGGAGAUUCAUUGUGCACUUCUCAAAGCAAUUGUGAACGAGCAAGGGUUCGACUGGUUCGGUCGAAGAUACUGUCAGGGUGAAUGGUGA